AUGACUGCACCCACAACCCAACAAUAUUCCGCCAUCCCCGUCGACGGGCAGCCGCAGGGGCAGCGCAUGUCUGUUCGUGAACAGGGAAAGCGGCUCUCCCAGCUUGCCAGCCCCUUGGGAGACUUGAUCGACCUCAAUCGUGCCCAGUUCGCAACGGCCGCUCCCAGCACGCCGUACUCGAUUUCAUUCCCGGACACCCGCUCCCCUCCGGCCAUAGAAUCAGCUACCAUCGCCGGGCGGACCCCUAAGUCUAGCAUCAGCAACCAGAGUGACACGACAGCUGUUGCGUCGCCAGGAUCAGAGACUCGGAAGGCUGUCUUGGGCAGCGAUGACGUAGAGGCGCACAGCAAAGGCCGAGUACUGCAUGCAGCCAAUAAACCCUGGCCUCUGCGCCGGCGAUUCUCCGUAACCCUCGUCUUGGCCAUGCUCGCCUGUGCGGUGACAUUGGUAGUGUUGCCAUUCACCGGCAAGGGAAAGGCAGGGUGGGACACACCUGUCUUGAUCAAGUUCGCACAAGCGAGUGGCUGGAGCCAUCUGCUUUUUACCAUCCCUCCCAACAUCUUGUCUAUGUUGAUCUCCGCACUCUGGUGUUGGACGGACGCUGAACCCCUCCUCAAUCUCGCAUCGCGACCUGUCAUUGCAGAGCGGUCGUUGACUCUGGACUACAGCAACGUAUUUGUGGCGUUCUUUAUGACGGUCAAAUGGGGCCGAGAUGUCCUGGUCACUUUGUCGACCUUGUGCGCCAUCCUCAGUAUGGCUCUACAGCCAUUGAGCGGCGCCCUGUUCACGGUGCGGGAGGUGUGGUGGGUGCAACCCGCUACCACGGUCAGCAGCAUUAAGCGGGUCGGACUCAGCCAGGCUGCCAGUUUCUUGGAUAUGACUUCUUUCCAAGCGGCAUCGAGCUUCGCUUCGGCCGACGUCAUGUACAACAUCAGUUCGCCGCCAUUCGUGUCCGGAGGUUACACCGUUGCCGAGUUCGAGCUCCCCGAUGUCGUCAACGGCACCGUGUACACCAAUCGGUCAGCAGUCCUCAACCAGGCGUCAUGUGUCGCACCAGACAGCAUCGCUCAGACCAACGUAAUCAGUGCGCCGCUGAUCUGGCACAACACGGCGUUGUUCGGUCAAUGCGAGUAUCAGUGGACCGUCGAAAGCAAUGCGACUUACCUCUACGGACUGGCACCGGGGAACUUCGUGGGGUGCGGUCAAGAUCUCGAGAGCGUUCCAGUGCAGUACCGCCCGGUGCUAUUCUGGUUCUUCAAGUACGGGGAACAGCCGAGAGCGUCGAUGGUCCUUUGCACCCCGCACGCGACCAGCCUACAGGUAUCCGUCGCGAUAGACGUCACGGCGCGGACGACGGAGGUGGUGCCUCUACCCGCUUUUCCAGACGACACCAGCGUCGCGGACAUCGGCUCUUUCGCCUACAACGGUAUCUUCUUCGAUGAGUCUGCCCUGGACGAGACGGCGCUGGCACGGCUCCAGGCGAUCCAGCAGCAGCUCCCGGGGGCGAUCUUUGAGGCGGCACGCAACAAGGAUCCUUUCCUCAUGCAGACGUUCAUCAACUAUGGCUUUACCGCGCUGACGCGUGACAUAUACACCACGUAUCUCAGCCUCGUCGCCAAGAGCGUGUACUUCGUCGAUGACGACGAAAACGCGCAAGUCUCCGUGCGCGUCGGCACCAUCUGCAGCCGCCUCUUCCUAGUGCCUUUGGCGGCCUGCCUGCUCUCACUAGUGAUGUUCUUGCUGUUCUUGGGCGGGAUCGCCCUGCACGUCUUCCACUUCAGGGCGCGCCGCGGCCUAGUCAUCCCUCCACACUUCGGCACGCUCAGCGCCGCCAUCUGGCUCGCCGCGCAGACGGACCUCAUGCGCACGCUCGCGGAGGACAGCGUGGGCCCCGAGAAGAUCGGGAGCGUGCUUUCGGGGCUUCGCUUUUACAUCGACAAGAGGGCGUGGCGGAUCUUCAGCGUCCCGGACGACCGGCCGCGGAAGGACCACCGGAUGGGCAGGUGCGUCGCGCGUCUCCGCCGGAUGACUGCCGCGUUGUUCUCGCGGAAGGCGGCCGCUGUCGGGGAGCCUGCACUUUCGGUUUGACGAUGCUAGGGCGCGCGUACUCCAAAUUUCCGCCGGCCCUCUGUGCCGGCCUUCUACUCUCAAGUCUAUGUUUAAUGUUAAUGGCUGUCUCCCUCUCCCUCUCCCGCAUCUCGCACUGUUAUGUAUACUAAUUCGUUCGAUUAUCCAUUACAUACGCAUUUUCGGUCCACCCCGCCAGACGGGUACCAUUUACAUUGUCCGCACACCAUCGUA
Messenger RNA from Trametes versicolor FP-101664 SS1, 2301 nucleotides. RefSeq lists its product as uncharacterized. The transcript is spliced from 14 exons. The record is from RefSeq and is a predicted model, not a curated record. The coding region runs from base 1 to 2088 and encodes 695 amino acids. Lineage: Eukaryota; Fungi; Basidiomycota; Agaricomycetes; Polyporales; Polyporaceae.